AAACUACGACGGAAUCUUAUUCUGUAUCAAGUUCACACCACAGCAUAGAGCACUGUUUGUCAAUGCCUCCGCAGUUCCUCUCAGGUUUCUGUUUCCUCUCUGCAUCAGUUUGCCAGAAACAUGGCAGUCGGGGGUGAAGAUUUUGAUUCUUGGCUUAGUGUGAAAUUGAAAGCGUUGAAUACUGAUGAAGGAGUGUUUGGUUCCUACAUAAAAGGAAUUUUAGCAGGCGAAGAAGAAACCGUUGAAGAUAAAACAGAAGCAUUAGAGGGAAUACUUUCUGAGAUAACCGAAAAUGACAUCCCUGCUCAUUGUCGAGAGAUUAUGGAUAAAUGGCAAAACGUGGGCCAGGGACAAGCCCACUCGAAAGAAUCCGCGGAGGUAGUAGAGGAUGUAGAUGUGAAGUUGGCCCGACUUUUGGAAUCGCAAGCUCGUCCUACAACUGUUCAGAGGACAUACACUGAAGAGGAGCGUCGUAUUCGGGAGGCCAUUCUGGCACAAUAUAGUCAGAGGCGCGAGCCGUGGGGUGAGCGCCACGGCACCGGCACUCGGCGCGCACGCCCAUGUGUGCUCAAGGCCGGCAGGCGUCCGCAUCCAGACAGACGGAAGAGCCUGAAGGACAGGAAGGACGGGACGAGGCUACCGCCGAUACAUCAUGCAGGGUCAGGAGCAACGUGCAGCCGUGCGGGUCAGAUCCAACUACAGCACAUGUCUGACCAAGAAGAGGAGGAGCCUGCUGAAGGUGAAAGUAAAGAAAAGGAGAGCGGUUUAGCACGCAACACAAAUGCAGCAGUGGUAGCACAAGCAGAGAAGGAGAAGCGAGAGAAGGCCAAACUAGAAAGCCAACGUAAAAAAGAAAAAGAUAAAGAAGACCGAGAGAAGCAAAAGCAAAUGCAACAAGAGAAGAAAGAAAAGCGUAGAACACAGAAAGGAGAGCGCCGCAGAUAGCAAGAUGUUCAGGUUCAGCCAGUGUUCCUUUCGAGUUGGUGUUGUGUUGUGUUUAUUUAUUAUCUUUGGAUUAUGUGCUCCAAUUCCACUAGACAUCGCUUCCACUGGACAGAGAAAUAUCAGACACUGCAUGGGCAUUAGUACACCGUCGGGCACAGCUGCUGUGAGUCUAAGUGAAAAGCAGCUCGAUAUUAAUUUCCUAUGUACCUUAAGAGGGUUGGCUGCUUAAUCUGUUGGAUCUCCUUUUAGAUGGCUCUAUUAGGAUAUCAAACAGUUCCAGUGCAGAGAAUGCAGAUCUGAACAAAACUUUCUUUGUUAACUUAUUCUGCUUUUGAGAAUAUGGAAAGUUAAAUACUAGCUAAUCAACUAUGUGAUUCCUUCCAAGGAUUUGUUAAAAUAAAGCCAAAAAACAGUAUUACAAUAAUGCCCCAAAAUGUGUAAUCAAAUUUGAUUUGUUCUGAUACAUUUUGCUUCAAUUUGUACUUAGUUUAUCAUGCACACUUUCAAUUUUCUUGUAAUGAAUUUUUUAAAUUUUUGAACUGUAUAUUGUAUAUUCUGUCCAUUAUAUGAGAUUUUAUGUAAAAUUUUUAUUUUGAUUUGUGAUGAAAAAAAAGAUAUGGAAACUUCAGAUAUUUAUAAUUUUGCUUUAAUAUCCGUAUAACAGAAGAUUGUGGAGAAUGCAAUGUGGGCUUAUUAAUAUAUAAACAUUUUUCUUGAUUUAAUCACAUUUUUAAGCUAUAAUACUUUACAUUUGAUUGUCAAAAUCUUCACUUAAAAGAAAUGGAGUAGUAAUAUUAUUUUGUGAAGUAUAUAAUGAUUAAUUCUCUUGAAAAAUCAGUUAUCGUUUGCAAUGAAUUUCAAGUAGUUUGUAGUUUUCUUCUAAUGUGUAAAUUUAUUAAUCUGACUUCAUUGUUAUUAAUGUUCUCAAAAUAUGAUAGCAUCAACAAUGAUUAAUAAAAGCAGUGAUGGAAGGUAUGUUACUAUUUUGAGAACAGCUUCUUGUGUAGGUUUGAAGUAUUUUUGAAGGANUCUUUCAAAAACUGGUUCUUGUGAUU
Molecule: messenger RNA, 2000 nt
Organism: Gryllus bimaculatus (two-spotted cricket)
Lineage: Eukaryota; Metazoa; Arthropoda; Insecta; Orthoptera; Gryllidae
Source: the annotation of a GenBank genome assembly